AUGAUGGGAAUGCCUCAGUAUGCUUACAUAGCACACCGAAGCACACUCGAAGCAAUCUCGCGGGUUGCGGAGCAUUGUGCUAUGGUCCGCACUCUUGUUCGCAAGCAGGCCCUCACCAUCUGGGACAAGUAUCAGGGCGCUGUACGCUCCCCCUGUGUGGGGGGGGCUCAACUUAGCAUUGAUCUGUCGAAAGCAUUCGACUUGCUCCCGCGGCAGGUUUUGCAUGAGAUCCUACAAAGCACAGAUCUGCAGCCCGAGGAACGGCAGAUCUUGUUAGAUUGGCACCAGCUUGGCAAAUACCGCAUCAAAAGCCGUGGAAGCGCAAGCGAGGCUUACGUGGACAUCAAGUGCGGAGUGCGUCAAGGAUGCGUGUUGUCACCCACUUUGUGGGGGUUGUUUACCCGAGUCAUCCAGCAACACCUUGAUCAGGAGUUGGGGGUGCAAUGGACAGCACAAAAAGGCACAUUCUUCGCAGAUGAUAUGCACUUUAAGUGGUUUUUCAAAGCUGUGGCUGAACUGCAUCAGGUACGCACCGAGGUGCUUUGUAUUUUCCGGGUGCUGCGCUCUCUUGGCAUGAAGGCCAAUGCUGAGAAGAGCAAAUUCAUCAUUUCUGCCCGGGGACAGCAGGCCAGCAAGUGGAUGAAACGCUGGAUCCGCAAAGACACGGAAGGCGUUAAGCACCUCUUCUUCGGAGGCGCCAAAACCGAUAAAAUCCCCGUGGCGACCCACUUUACAUACCUAGGCGUAGUCCUUUCCUACAACAACUUCGAACUUGCUACGGUCAGGCAUAGAAUCGGAGUAGCAGCUGGCCAUCGGGAACGGCUGCGAAAAGUUUUGCGUGCACAUCGGGUUCUUAGUGUAGGGCAUCGGCUUCGCUUAUGGCGCAUCAUGAUACAGACCUCGCAACUCUAUGCCAUAGAAGCUGUUGGCCUCACUGCAGAGGCGGCCAAGCUUCUCCACGUACAGACCAUGAGGCACCUUCGGGCCAUUAUCGGCUCGGCUCGGCAUGUUGACGGCGAUUCAGAUCAGCUUUUCAUGCUCAAAAACCAUUUGCCUGAUUGCGUGGAGCUAGUGCGAGCUCGCUGUGACACUCUUUGCGAUAGACUGGCCGGCACCCCGCCAGAAGUGCCCUGUUAUGAUGCCGCGGCAAUUUUGCAGUGGGCCACCCAGGUUCGUGAUUCACUUCCUGAGCCAUAUGUGGCCAAGAGCCGGAAGCCGUUACCACGGCCAGUGUCUCAACCACCAGCAGAUCCAUCAAGCACAGCUGCAGGCCCGGCGACCCACCUGAACAACACAGUGGAGACUGCUCCGCCGCCUAGGUCUGGGCCCGACCUAGCUGACCCCUCUGUGGACAGGGAUGCUGAGUUGAGCUUACAAGCAAACCCGACCGCGACAUCCACAUUUGUGUGCUCCCAGUGUUCCCAGGUCUUUCCCAACCUGCACGACCUGAAAACCCACGAAGGCAGGGCGCAUAAGAUCGUUCGGGACAAAGUUGCGGUUCAGCAGGUAGUGCAUGGAUACAACGGCUUUCCGGUUUGCCGUCACUGCGGUGCCCAGUUCUCCAAAUGGGCGAGUCUUGUACGGCACGUGGCCAGGCAAGGGUGUCCUGCUAUUGAACGUGGUGAGCUGGAGGCCUAUGCUAAAUCCCAGAGUGAGCCGGAAGUGCAGCCGCAUAUUGCAAGACCGAUUGUCCGGGACACCAUUGUGCAAAAGGGAUGGGAAGCUCUGCUCGAACAUUGUGAUUUAUGCGUUGAACUCAAGCAGCGAUGUGCCUUGUGCUUUCAGUGGUUUUCAUCGGCCAAUGCGGUGCGCAAACAUCUUCGGGACCAGCAUAGUACAGACUUCCGAGCGCAUGCAGAGGCCAUUGACAAGCAGACAGCACAUUGGAAAUCGUACAUUACAUCCCCUUGUCAAGUGUGCUCCUCGGUGAUCGUCGAUCGCAAGCAACAUGCAGGCCAGUGCAUCCCUUUGCUUCAGCUGAUGCUUAUGUCUUGCGUGUUAGUGGGUCAUUGCACCUCCCGUGUGGGUCCGGCAGGAUCCUCUGAAGCAGGAACAGGAGCUGUGGGCCGAUCUGCUUCCCUCUCUGCCAGAGGGGAUGGAGGCACUGUCAAAGGCAGCUCAGGAAUGGGACAUGGAGAAAAGCAAAAGGCGAAGGACCGAGGACAGUCAGGACAAUCACGACUCAGCUUCGGCAAACAAGGACAAGAACAACAACAAAGGCAAAGGCAAGGGGAAGGGCAAGGGCAAGGCACACUUGGGCUAGUGGACCACAGCAACUGCGUGCAACUGGACACCAGUUUUCUCAUGACCAUGAAGAACAAAAAGGGACCAGAGAAUUUGCCUCCAGUGAUGUACUCGGUGUGGGCCCGCUGGAAAAAGAUCCAAGCGGAAACGCCAAGCAAACUGGACAAGCCUCUUCGCAGCAGCAUGCUGAUUGCGCUCUUGACCGAAAUGAAGACGAGGGCCGAGAAGCUGAUGAAGGACGACAAGCAGCAGGAACGCCUUCGGAGCUUGGAAUGGAUCGAUGCGGAUGGGAGGUGGGUGUAUCGCAAAUGGUCUCCAACUCAGGAGGCCUUAUACUUGGAUACCACCCGCAAACCUGUGACACAGGAGGUCUUCGUGGGACAGCUCACCCAGGCCUUGGAACUGCUCGUCAAUCCGAACAAUCUGACCAGGUUCCAGGCGAUGCGCGAGCUCACGCCAGAGAUGAAGGGGUACUCGGUGGCAUUCGAUGUGGCAGUGGGGCUACGGGCGGAAGCGGAGCCUCUCCACCGAUUCUUCAUGGAGUGGACGGACCUCCAGGCUUGGGCGUUGGGGGCCAUUCGCACUCGCCAGCAUCGCUUCAAGCGCCCACCGGCAGCCCAGCUGGCCAAUCCCAACAACCAGUGCUACAUUAAUGCCACCGUGCUUGCAUGUGGAUUCUGGUUUGCUCCCAAGCUGGCUAUGGCAGGUGAUAACAUGUUUCUGCGAGCAUUGGCGUCUUUACAAGGCCUGGGCUUUAGCAAGGAGCAUAACAUCUUACACUUGUUUGCUUGGAGGCCGCUUUUUGUGGGAUGGAGCAGGCCAAGCUCCCAGCAUGAUGCAUCGGAGCUUUUGGUACAUCUAACCUGCAAAGGAAGCACUGUUCCUUGGGUCAGCCGCUGGCAAGCUGGUGCAUGGCUUGGUGAUGCUUUUGAGUUGGAGGACUCUGGGUCAGGGAUUAUUGCUAUGCCGAUUCCUGCCGGUUUCUCAGGUGGAGCCGGUGAUGAGCGAUGCACUCUGAGGGAGUGUGUCGCGACUUGGCACAGCAAGCCUUCACGAAUCUGGGCGAACAAAACGUGCUACUCCUGCAUUCACGAGUUUGAGACACGUGUCUGCAUCGUGCUACAGCGCUUCCAAGUCCUGGAUACAACGGUUCAGAAGUGCCAACUGCCGGUGCAGGUCGACGCCGAAUGUGAUCUGCCAAUGUUUCGAGCUGGCUCCAUUGCUUGGGUGACCUUCAAGGCCCGUGCUGUUACUUACCACAUUGGGGAUGCUCCUACAUCGGGGCACUAUCGCAGCAUUCUUUUCCAUGAUGAUGGGCCACUUCGGAGUGCCGUACACCCGGAGGGUCUUCCGGACCUUGCGGGUACUGCGAGCCUGGCUUUGGAGUACCAAGUGGAUGAAACCUUGGGCCACUCGUCUGCUAUCCACACACCCUUUGCCGUCUAUGCAUGCUCUCUGCGACGGGCAGCACGCUCACAAGUCAUGGGGCGUCACCCGGAGAGCCGGGCGCUGGGACUUUCAGACCAGUGGGACGUGGUUUCGGAUAUCUUUGCAGUAGCUGCAGCUGUGGGCCGACAGCCACGUGGCGUCACUCAUCAGGCGUCCAAGACCCGACAUCCCUUCGAUGUGCCAUCGAACUUCGACAUGGGCAACAUUCAGGAAGAGGCCCUCAGAGCUACUAUGGAUCCAGAGGAUCGAAAAGUGAUGGAAGGCAAGAACUUCCUCCUCUUUCAAGAGAUACCCCGCGAUAUGGCCAAUUUCCUAGGAAGCUCAGGCCGGCUGGUAUCGAUGUUUCUCACUCUUUUGAAGGCGACGGCCCGAUGGUCUAAGCACCUGGUCGAGGCUUCGUGUCGGAGAGCCGUGCAAGACCAGGAGAUCGCCAAGGCUGUGUGGUCCGAGACCAUGGAGCAAGUGGAGAAGUCCUGGCUCAAAGGACCGUUCAGCUGGGAGGAGAUCGACAAGAAAUAUCAGGGCUGCUGGGUUCCGUCGAAGCGCUUUGGGGUCGCUCAGGCGGACAAGGUGCGGAGCGUGGACGACUUCUUCCUUGGCACGUUUUUUCAUUGGUGCUACAACGGCUGGGGUGUCGUCCUUCAAGCUUCCAUCCUCCUCGGGAGAGUGGACCACUGGAAAGGUUCACCCGGAUUGGAGAGCCGCGAGGGCCCGGCGUCUUUCGGGCGUGCCCUGGACUUGAAAGCGGCCUACAAGCAGCUCGCUCGCCACCCGGAUGACGGGUGGGUGUCGGUGUUGGCCGUUCUUGACCCCAACAAGGAUGUGGUUCAUUAUUUUGAGGCGGUGGCGCUGCCGUUCGGCGCGGUGAGCGCUGUGACCGGGUUUAACCGUACCGCUCGGGCUUUGAGGAAGGUGCUGACCAAUCUUUUCUUCCUGAUCACUACGAACUUUUACGACGAUUACUGCCAAAUGGAGUUGGAGCCUUUGCGGGAUUCGGCACGCGAGAUCGCCGAAGCCGUGCUGGACUUGCUUGGAUGGAAGAUUGCGCAGGGCAUCAAGGCGCUGCCUUUUUCGCAGUCCUUCAACAUGCUGGGGGCUUGCAUUUCCUUUGAGAACGCUUACAAGGGUGAAGUCGUAGUCCGAAACAAGGAAGGAAGACUUGAAGCCAUCGAAGAGGUCGUGAAUCAGUGCCUAGCGAAACGCCGGUGUGAUCCAAAGGCUAUUCUCUCGAUCAAGGGCAAGCUGUUAUUCGCCGCUGGGAAUGUUUUUGGCAAGUGUGCUCAGAUUGCAACCCAGCUUAUCUCGCAAUGUGGGAGCGAGGGCUUUCGCAUGGGCCGCGAGAGGACCGACGAGCUUCUGGUUGCACUUCAGUUUGCCUUGAACACUCUCAAAUCUUCGGGAGCACGAUGCGUUGGUGCCUGGAGUCAGCAGCCCCCGGUCCUUGUGUUCACAGACGGGGCUUGUGAACAGGAGGGCUCUCUUGUGACUCACGGUGCUCUCCUCUACGAUCCUGUCUCGGGUCGCAAGGAGGUCUUUGGCGAUCAUAUCCCAGGGUCGCUUGUGGCUGCUUGGAAACGCGGGGGCCCGAAGCAGGUGAUUUACUUCGCUGAGAUUUUCCCUGUGGUUGUGGCCAAGGCCACUUGGAAGGAUGUGAUUGUGAAUGCUACUUCGCUGCUGAUGCAGUCUGCUAAACUGGAUGUGGAGUCGAGGGCACUGGGAUGGUACAGUCGCGUCCCGUCAAAGAAUGCCCUGGGAGCGCGGGGCGAUGAGAGCAGUGUUUUCGCAGAGCGACCUGAGUUCACUUUCCCAGUGCAGUGUGCCAGCCAGCCCCUCUGCAGACGGAAAUUUCAGAAGCCCCAAGAAACUGAGGAGCAACAGUUGCAGUUGCUUGCAACGAGAUACGAUAUCCUCUUGAGUCAUGCAUACGAAUGCUCUUCCCUUGGCAGACUGUUGAAGGACAAGUGCGAAACAGAUCGGGUCAGUCUUGUUGCCGAAGCCCUGGGUGGCAAGGCUCUCUCGACUUUGAAAAAGCGGUUGUCCAGUCUCGCCCGCCUGGUGGGAUGGUGCUCGAACCAAGGCAUGUCAGCUUUCCCGAUUGACUCUCAGGUGUUGAUUGAGUACACCCAGCAUUUGCAGCAGAGUGGUGCCUCGCAUUCUGUGUUCGGAUCUUGCAUUGAAGCGUGCAACUUCGCUAGAUUCAUCUUGGGUGUGGAUGCCACUGGUGAGCCUCAUAAGCACCCACUUGUGCAAGGGCGACUUCGCAAGGUGCGGUUCAACCGUCCGCCUCGUGUGCAGGCGAGGCCUUUCCAGGUUCGAGAGGUGGCAUACCUUGAGGCUUUUGUCCAGGACAGCCGCCGUGAUGCAAGGGAUAGGUAUGCUGCAGGUGCUUGCUUGUUUUGCAUUCACUCGCGAGCCCGUGUAGGGGAUGUGAGGGCAGUCAAAGCAAUGUUCAUCGAUUUUGCAGAGGGUGAAGGUUUCCUUGAGUGCAUCUCGACGUCGCACAAGUGUGCCUCGACAGGUAACCCGUUGGGGCUCGAGUUGAGCCUAGUGGCCCCCGAGCGGGGUGUGGGUCAAGGUCUUUGGGCCAAAGCUUGGGUUGAGGUGUGGCGCCUGUCGGGCCACCCAGUCGCCACCGGAUCCUGCAGCCUGCCUUUGCUGCAGUCGCCUAUGCUCAAUGGGUCUUGGAGUGGUCGCCGGAUUCCGACGGGCAGGUUUGUGACCUGGAUUUCUUCGAUCCUCAAGUCUGGGGAUGAGAGCAUGGGGUUUGAUCUCAAGGGUCAUUCGUGCAAGCAUACUGCACUGUCGUGGGCAAGCAAGACGGACAUGUCCAAGGACUCCUGCACCAUCUUGGGGCACCACUCGUUGAAAGAUAGACGAUCGGUCGUGACCUACUCCAGGGACAUUCAAGCUGGGCCAUUGCGAGAGCUGUGUCAGAUGUACUGUGACAUUCGGUGUGGCAGGUAUCUCCCAGACAUGACCAGGCCUGGCUCAGCUUGUGACUCAGAAGCCCUUCCUUGUGCGAAUGCUUUUGCUUCCGAGCCUGGCCUCAGCGAUCAAAGGGAUGCCAGUGACGAUGACACCCCUUUCGGUCGCGCUGUGGACUCCCUAAUCCAUAGUGCAGAGCGUGCUGCGUGGGAAGAUCCGGAUGCUGCUUUCGAGGACGAUAGGUCUCAGGGGGAGGAGCCAGACUCCUCGUCGUCCAGCGAGUCUAGUUCCGAUUCAGGCUCGUCCGACAGCGAGAUAGAUGAAGUCCUGACUGCGAGUCAAGCAGACCCCCCGGUGGGGCAGAGGUAUCAUGAUCGGUGCCCUGUCUAUCAGCAGAAGAACACCAGGACUCUUCAUCUUAAGCCUGCGGGAAGCUCCAUGGAGCGUUUCAUAUGUGGCCGAGAUAUCACGGCGGCUUUCGAAGAAAGGGCCAAGGAAUGUGGGCUGACGCAAGCUGAGCUUGAUGUGCUCGUGCGUAAGGGUUUGACAUCCUUGUCGCUCCUUGCCUUCAGUGUCUCGACCCCGGGCGAAGUACCGCAGGAGGCUGAGCUCAGGUCCAUCCUUGAUCCCGCGGACCCCACGACUGUGCCGUUGCGUGCACUGUCGGCGCUGCGGCGCCUCAUGUUUGAGGCUCAAACUCUGUCCAUUGCACAGCUUAAAAGCUCGAUUGAGGGUGAAGGUGAAAAGAAAGCGGAGUUGGCCCCUGCUGAGAGGACGAAUCGUAUAACCGAUCAGCGGAAAAGGCUCGUGGGGCUCAGCUUGACUGGUCCUUUGGAAAACGCUUUCAGCAAUUACACUUAUGUCGCCCAGGUCGUUGAUCAAGAUUGCCUGUCCUAUUUGGAGCCCCACAGGUUCCUAACCAGGGCCAUGGAGGUGAAUCGAGAAAAGCCAGGGAAAGAGUUGAUCUUAGAUGAGGGCUCGCGCAUGAGUAUCCGCGACAAGGCCCACAAAGAUAAGUGUGGCAUUCAGAAUGAGUUGCAGCUAUCCGAAGCCCUGUGUCGCAGGGCACUUGCUUGCGACCUUCUGCAGCUUUGCACUUUUGCCUCCAUGGACUUGUGGCACAGGCAUCUGCUUGCCAAGCUAUCGGAGCAGCCGCCUCCAUACUAUGCUAAGGUUUCGAUGGAGCAACUGCUCAGGUGCGACAAGGCGGCAUGGGUACGCAUGAGUGAGCUCUUGACUUCUCUGAAGAAAGAUGACGCGGGAAACCUGCCAAUGGAUGCUGCUCUGGACAAGCUUCAGUACGAUCCAAAAAUCAUGAUGCAUCUGGCCCCGCUUCCUGGGGCUAAGUGGAAGGGCGAUGGAAAGGGCGACAAGGGCACAAAGCGUGAUGCCGAUGGCAAGCCGAAGUUGCCUCCUCACCGACCCGGUAAAGGUGCAGGUAAGGGAAAGUGUCCUGAAGCGUUAUCCGACUCCGGCUUGAAGCACAACUGUGUUUUCCGACAUGGGGGCGUCGUUGGCCUCACAAACACCUGUCGCUCUUUUCCUCAAUCGGUCAUUUUGGCCAUCUCUUGGGCCGUGCAGCACGGCGGGCCCAAGUUGACAGAUUUCACAUUUUGCUCGAUUUCCUUGAAUCUUAACGUCAAGACUGAGGUUCACCGUGAUGUGAACAACGAUGAUGCUGACAACCUUGUGCUGGGUGUCACCGACUUUUCAGGUGGGCACAUAUGGGUUCAAUCCGAGUCGGGCAGCCAUGCACUACCCGUCAAUGGUUCCCUGGUCCCUGGGGACUUGUAUGAUGUUGCAGCGGCCCCAGUGCGGUUCUAUGCACGAAAACGUUUGCAUUGCACAAUGCCUUGGACGGGGGAUAGACUAGUCCUCAUCCUGUUUUCGGGCGGAGAUGCAACUCAGCUGCCCAGCCUUGACUUUGAGCAUCUUAAAUCCUUAGGGUUUAGGCCCUCGGUCUCCGCGUCAACCGUCAACCCUCCGUUGGCGUAUGUCCCACCGCCUGCCGGAGCCUUGGAACCCUUGCUUUCUAAGGUUUCUGAUAAAGUCAAAGGAGUGCCUCUUGAUAGUCUCAUGUUCCUCGAUGUGUUCUGUGGUUCGGGGGGCCUCUGUGCUGCUUUGCGUCAGCUGGGCAUGAAGCUGAGCGUUGGUUUGGACCGUCAUGCACAACGUGGUUGCAAAUGUCCCGUUGUCUCCCUGGACCUUACGAAGCCGGGAUCCCGAGCCAUUCUGCUCGACCUCCUUAGGCAGCCACAUGUUGUUGCGUGCCAUUUGUCUCCGCCUGUGACCACCAGCUGUGUCGGUUUGGCGGGCCCUCGCCCAAGUGGCCUUCGCAAUGCAGCGCAUCCUGAGGGUCUGCCAGGUCUUCAAGGUGCUGAUCUUGAUUUGGUCAAUGGGGCUAAUGCCCUGUUUGCCAUGUGCGCAGAGGUCUGGCAUUUCUGUUGGAGUCAUGGGGUGUUCUGCUCCAUUGCUCACCCCAGCCGAUCCAUCAUGUGGCUCACUGCUUCACUUCGGUCUUGCCAGUCCUCUCCCUUCCUCUCUACUUCUUUGCAUCAGUGUAUGUUCGGCUCCUACAGACGAAAGGCUACCCGCCUUCUGCACACGGUUCCCUUCCUGCAGAAACUUGGUGUGACGUGUGACGGUGCCCACGCUCACGAGCCGUGGCGCUCUCCGGCGAGCAAUCGCGCCAAAGACGCUGGCCUCCCGCCUAUGCUGUGCAAAUCCUUUGCCCAGGCACUUGUGGAUCAGCUGCUUGCAUGCGGUGCGCGCGGCCCGGCGUGCUCUCUUGCCAAUGCAUCCUUGUCGCUCUCGUUGGGCGCCCGUGUGACUACAGCUGCACAACCUUCAGGUCGGAAGAUUCCUCCGCUGGUGCCUGAGUUUUCUCGCACAGUCAAAGUGUCGGGCCCAGCCGAUCAGCUGCCGUGCACCUCGAAGACCAAGCUGCUAUCGGCCUGGACAGUCCCCAAGACUGUCUUCUGCGCACCUUUUCUUUCAUCGUUGCCGGCAGGUUCCAAGUGCCUCCGAGCCAGCCCUUAUGCUCCACGGGGUAUGGCGCCUACCUCGGAGCCAGCCACCUUUGCAUCCACAUCUGAGCCAACUGCCGGUGCGGAGCCCUGCUCCUCUGCUGCUGGUGCGGAGCCCUGCUCCUCUGCUGCAGGUAUUCCUACGAUCGUCAUGGGUGUGGGUUUAGGUAGUCCCGACUCCCCUAACACCUUGUGCCGACCGGCACCUGCCCUGCCUGAGGCUGUUGAGGGUGUGGUGUUAGGUAGUCCUGAUCCCCUGGUUCCGCGGUGCCAGCCGGCCCCUGCCCUACCCUUGCCUGCAGCCAGUGCAGUCAGUGCGACUCCCAAUGUCAAGUCGGGGCUUGAAUUGCUCUUUGGCAUACCGUGGUCACCUUCGGAGUUUGUGGAGCAGGCAUGCAAUGCGAAGCACCCGCGCUCCCUAGAUCAAGGUGUGCCAAUUGGCAUGUCGGCAUGUAUUGAUCAUUUGUGCGAGCACAGCUCGGUCAUUGUGGCUAGAGAACGCACGGCUGAACUUCGCAAAUGGAUGCUUAGGAAGAAAGAGCUUGACGAGAGCUUUGACGGACCCGAACAUUGCAAGAAGAUCCUAGCUGGGAAACCCUUGAAACUCUUCGGGGAGAUGGUCAAAGCUGCUGGGCAUGCCGAUGCAAACCUGGUACGGGAUAUACAGAACGGCUUCGACUUGCUUGGUGAAAUCCCUUCCUCGUCUGUCUUGCCGAAGAAAACCACCGUGGCAUCCCUCAGCAUCGAGGACGUAAGAAUCGCCACCCCGGCGAAUCAGCGUGCGAUCUGGGAAGCUACCCGCACCUGCAGGGAUCCCGAAAUUGCUUCGGAAGUGUAUCGCCUUACCUUGGAGGAGCGGGACAAAGGGUGGCUCACUGGACCCUUCUCUCUCGCCGAUGUGCCGGAGACUGCCAUUGUUACGCGCCGCUUUGGCGUCAGGCAAGGUGUGACGACGACGGCCAACGGUGUAGCGGCAAAGAUCCGUCCGAUCGAUGACUUCACGGAAAGCUUAGCCAACUUGACGUGCACUUGUGCGGAAACAAUUGACCCGCACUCAGUGAACGUCAUUGUGGCCGGGAUCCUGAGGCGGUGCCGGCUGCUACGAAAAUCAGGGAAGGACUUUCCGCUUGCUUCUUCGUACGAUAGAUCUGCGUAA
This is a messenger RNA of Symbiodinium sp. CCMP2592, 10800 nucleotides long. Lineage: Eukaryota; Dinophyceae; Suessiales; Symbiodiniaceae. The record is from the annotation of a GenBank genome assembly.